Molecule: messenger RNA, 2124 nt
Organism: Penicillium riverlandense
Lineage: Eukaryota; Fungi; Ascomycota; Eurotiomycetes; Eurotiales; Aspergillaceae
Product: GTPase-activating protein GYP6
Exons: 4
Coding region: 1-2124 (707 amino acids)
Biological process (GO): activation of GTPase activity
Molecular function (GO): GTPase activator activity
Source: RefSeq, a predicted model, not a curated record
AUGCGAUCCAUUGAGGAGACCAGAAGGAGAUGGGAUACGCUGUUCCACCAUUAUGACGACCCCUCCGAUCUCCGGGCAGCCCUGCGCACCGACCAAGGCGCAACCCUGUGCAACGACGGGCUGAGAUCGAUCUGCUGGAAGGCAUUUCUUCUCCUCGAGGACAUCGACCGCGAUCAAUGGCCGCAGAAGCUGACCGAAUCGCGCGAGGCCUACGAUGCGCUCCGGGCCCACUUCCUGAAAUACAUUGAGCAUCCGGAUGACCUGGAGUCGACGGUUGAUCCGCUGGCGGAUGAUGACCAGUCUCCCUGGCAAACCCUCCGCAAGGACGAACAGUUGCGCGCCGAGAUCGCGCAGGACGUCGAUCGGUGCUUGCAGGAGAAUUUCUUUUUUCAGGAACGCGACACCAAGUCGAAAUUAACCGAUGUCUUGUUCAUCUACUCCAAGCUCAAUCCGGAUGUGGGGUAUCGACAGGGCAUGCACGAGCUGUUGGCACCGAUCCUUUGGGUGGUGGAUCGCGAUUCGAUCACGAAGAAAAAUGAUGAUCCGAUGCAGACUCUUUUAGAUUCCAAGUUUGUGGAACAUGACUCGUUCACGUUGUUUCUAUGUGUCAUGCAGACGGCGCGCCUAUACUAUGAACAUGGCGAGAUACGUACGGCCAGUGGCCAGGUGGACGUCAUUCCGAUCGUUGCCCGUUGUCAGUACUUGCAUAAAGAGGCAUUGACGAUCAUCGACCAUGAGGUCGCCGAGCACCUUCACGCAGUUGAUGUGCUCCCGCAGAUAUUCUUGACGCGCUGGAUGCGUCUGCUAUUUGGACGAGAAUUCCCCUUCGACGAUGUCCUGAUGAUGUGGGAUCUGCUUUUCGCACACGGACUACGAUCCGAUUUGGUUGAUUUUACAUGCAUUGCGAUGCUGCUGCGGAUCCGUUGGCAAUUACUCGAAGCGGACUACUCCGGCGCUUUAUCUUUGUUGCUGCGCUACCCCUCCCCCCAGCCGCAAACACCUCAGAGCUUUGUGCACGAUGCCCUCUACUUGGAACAGAACCCCACCGCGGAAGGAGGCUGCGCGAUCAUUGCAAAGUACUCUGGCCGGGCGCCGGAGUCUUCUAAGCGUCGCGGUCAGAUGACCGGCCGACCUUCGAGGAAGGCCCUGUUCUGGGACGAAUUCACAAACUCCAACGAGAAUACCUCUCCGACGAGGUCGCCGGCCCGAAAUAGCCCGAAGAGUCUCGAGGCCCUUUUCCAGGAUGUUUCCAAGGGUAUCCAGCAGCGAACCGAGUCCUGGGGCGUGGCGAAAGCGGUCCGCGGUGCUGUGACUGAAGCCAGAAGGAACAUGCAGACCAUGCAUUAUGAACCCGGCCUGCGUUAUCACCCGCGAAAGCCGGAUGGUUUCGUCCCACCGCGAACGCAACCGGCAACCCUUGAAUGGGAGAUGAAGCUCCAACGCUUGGAAGAGCGCAACAAGACUUUAGCCGGGAACCUUCAAGAUGCGCUGAACAACCUUCACACCCAGUUGGACGGGGUCAAAGAGCUUGAUCCUGGUAACAAGGAUGCCAUCUCGCAAGCGCUCAACCAGGCCGAGUUGGUGCAGAGCUGUCUCGCCGACUCCUCUCUUCCACUAGACUCUGUUCAGCGACUCCCAGAAAUCGAGCGAACCCCCCAACCAACACCGGAUCCAUCGCCAGAUACACCUGCCGAAGAACCCACCAGCAAGACACAGGCCGAAGACCCGCAAGACAAAUCGGAUACCGCGAACACGGAUACCCCCGUGCCGAGCGCCGAGAGUGGGACCAAGAAGCCUGUUAGCGCCGCUGCAACGCAGCUUACGAAUGAUGAUAAUAAUCAAGAAGGGGUGCGGGCCACUCCGCCACGACCGACUGUGCGGCCCUCGCUGGCGGACUCUGGUUUCUCGUGGAUGCUAGGGGGCAGCAGCAGUGGGCGCAACCUGUCGGGGUUUGUCAGCUCAGUAUCGGUGCCACCGGAACAGGCACGCCACCAAGACAGUACUAGUUCCCGAGGCAAAGCAAGCCCGUUGUUUGGACAAGCCGGAGAUGAGGACCAGUCCGCAGCCGAGCACGACGAACUACUGGCGAUGAGCAGUCUCCGGGGCAGCCGGGGCCCACUGUAG